GGAGGACAGCAGCGGCAGACUGCUGGAGCAAGCGAGAUCUGUCAGAGAGGAGAAGGGGGGGGGACAUCCAUAAAUCUGCUGCUGAGGUGAGGCAUCACAGAGACGGCAAUUAGCACAGACAGCUGUGUGCAUGGUCUGAUGAGUUCCUUGUCCGCCGGCUCGGAGAUGCAGGCUUCCGCUCUCGACCCCCAGUUCAUACCGGGGCCCCAAGGUAAGGUGCCUGGCAGGAAGCGAGGACGCCCUCCUAUCCGAAAGCUGGAGUUCCAGAGCCACUAUGUUGAAACUCUGUCACCUCUUAAGGUCCCGAAGAAAAGAGGCAGGAAGCCUGGCUUUAAGCUGAAGCCCCGGAUGGUGAUGUCCCCUCUAGCCAAUUGUCCUCCCAGCAGCACACCAGAGCCAGAGAUGGGCUCCAUCCCACAGGACGCUGCCAUCGUCCCCCAUUCUGCCGCACCACAGGUCCUGACAGCGGAGAUGCCAUUGGCUGAUGAUUUUUUAUGUGACCCACCGGUGGACUCGAGGCGCUAUGCUAUAGAUCCCAGUGACUCUGCAUUCAGCGUCACGACAUCACAGUAUCAAACGAAGCAGUCCUACGGUUACCGUGGCAGCAGCUGCUCUGCUACAGCAGGCAUGUGCAGACAAGCGUCAAGCCCAGGAAGUCACCAGGAAGGAAACAGAAAUGCCUACAGCCCGAUGUCAGAUGCCGGAGAGUGCAAGCGUCCUGUUGGUAAGGACCCUUCCAGCUGGGGUGUGGAGGAUGUGGUUUGGUUCAUUAAAGAUGCUGAUCCCCAAGCUCUGGGACCCCAUGCGGAAGCAUUCAGGAAGCAUGAAAUAGAUGGGGACGCCCUACUUCUUCUGAAAAGCGAGAUGAUGAUGAAGUACCUGGGAUUGAAGCUGGGACCAGCGCUCAAACUCUGCUACCACAUCGACAGGCUCAAGCAGAGCCGGUUGUGAGCCGAGUCCUCGAUCGCCUCGUUAAUUUUUAAGAGCAACGAGUCGGAGCCAAUUCCCGAAACCUUUCUAAGUCAUCAGCAAUACAUCACGAACGUCUGAUCCAAAUAUAUGCUGGCUUUUACUACAUUUACACCACACUUUGUCCACAGAUUGGACACUGUGACUGUACAUGUUAGGACAUUUAAGAGCUCAAACAGUUAUUUUACUUUUGUCUCUCUUUACUUUGUACCUGAACUGCUAUAGAUUGUAAAUAGUUUGUCGCCAAACAGAUGGCAGCUACGGUAUAUUGAAGUACGACCUGUAAUAAUAAUUUUUGAGCUUGGGCAUUGUUAAUUUGUGCAGAUCAUAAUCACUGGAUACUGUAUUAUAUCAUUAUAAACUUCUAGGGUGCUUUACCUCAGUAACACAUUUAAACUUUACAAAGUCUUGCUGCUGGACUUUUAAGAUAGUCCAUUUUAUCCUCACUUGGUCACAUUUAUCCAGGUUAAAGUUGGUGACAUGACUUGUAAUUAAUAACUCAAACUGUUCAUUAAGUCGAUUUGGAAGUCUGUUGCAAGAUAAUCUAGAACAAAACAGCGCUGUUACUGAGCCACUUUGAGAGCACAGUUCUCAAACAUCUCUGAACUUUAAGUGCACACUUGUUGGCCAAGCAAAUGGUUUAUGUGCCAGAGACUUGACAAUACAAAGUGUACAUUUAUAAUACUGGAAUGUGUAAAACUUCAUGAGAAAGGAGUGAUAGAGCUCAUAUUUGGGAAAAGUUUUAAAAAAUAAAGAAAGAAGUGAUUUGUUAACGUGAAGAUUCUGACCACAAACCACACCGGAGCUCGAGUGAAGCGAUCAAGAUUUUUUACCAGUCGUAGAUGUCUGUAAUCACACAGUGCUCAUAAUGACAGGAAGGAAAUAUGACUUCUUUUUUCCACUGGGGUUGCAAUGUAGCAUGAGACAAAGCGAAUUUAAUAAAUCUCAUACAACUGGGUGCUCACCGAAACAGAUACUACCACUACAAUCACUACAUUUUACAACAUAUCUACUCGUAAACUUCACCUCUGUGACUUCCUUCAGGUUACAUUCUUCUCAUAAGUUACCUCUUCAGUCAUUUAGAAUGGAGCAGGAUUUCAUCCCUUAACUGUUAAAAAGGGAAACUGCUGUAUGUAAAAUGUCUCGAGCAUUAACAUUUGUUUUGGUUUGGUUUUUUUGGUUUCUUUUAAACAUUGCCAUGUCAGAAUCAGGGCUAUGCAGCCACCAAAUUCAGUUUUCUUGUGUGACAUUGUGCAAAAGGUAGUCAUACACAGUAUUUGUCUAACUUGGUUAAACAAUGCCUUUUUUUUUAAUGUGUAUAGUACUUGUUACUUACUUUAAUCUUGUUUUUUUUCAAUGCUUCAAUGCUUUGUUUGUACAACACAGACUGAUUAGUAUCUUUUAUGAUAAAAAAAAGUUUCACUUUAUCAAACUUGAUUUUAAAUACAUGCAAGAAAUGAACACAAACAUUUAGCACAUGAGCUAUUUCAACAAAUGUAAGAAUCUCUGGAUGUUGUCAAUUUUUGAGUUAGUGACCUAUGUUAAUUGAAUUUUGAUGUUCUUUACUGUUUGAUACUUAAAUAAACCUGGCUUUAUUUUAA
Messenger RNA from Neolamprologus brichardi, 2570 nucleotides. It is a transcript of the gene scml4, whose product is annotated as Scm polycomb group protein like 4. NCBI's taxonomy places the organism in Eukaryota, Metazoa, Chordata, Actinopteri, Cichliformes, Cichlidae. Gene Ontology annotation, cellular component: nucleus. Gene Ontology annotation, biological process: negative regulation of DNA-templated transcription. Gene Ontology annotation, molecular function: histone binding; chromatin binding. The record is from RefSeq and is a predicted model, not a curated record.